Molecule: messenger RNA, 755 nt
Organism: Ectocarpus sp. CCAP 1310/34
Lineage: Eukaryota; Phaeophyceae; Ectocarpales; Ectocarpaceae
Source: the annotation of a GenBank genome assembly
UUGCAAACAAGAACGUGCACGCCAAGAACGCCUCCAGAACCACACACCUAGAAACCCAUUUUCAAACUCAAAACAGCAGCGAAACAACACAGCACAUGACCACCGCCGACAGGCCGCACAGCACGCGCAACGCAGCAGACUACACUGCAGACAUGUCCCUGAAAAUAACGAUACGUGACGACGAGCAUUCAGUUGUCGCCGUAGAGGUAGAGGGCGGCGACGCGUGCAUGCGAUCAAGUCCAGCCGAAGAACAACGGCAGGAGGGGCAGGAGGAGCAGCAGCAGCAGCAGCAGCAGCAGCAGCAGCAGGGAGAAGGAGGAGAGACCGCAGGAGGAGAAGAAGGAGACGCUCCCCACGAAACUGGCGGACUCACGGUACGCGUGGUGCUUACCCCACCACCGCAGCAGUAUCACCAUGCCCAGGACCAUGCCCAGGAUCAAGACCGUGAAGGCUACGCCCCAUAUGGCCGUCUUCGACUUAAAGUCCACGAAGUCUAGCUCCAGCUGCUGGCGUUCGGCCAACUCCUUCGCCGCCCGUCGAUACCCCGGUAGCAGGACCUUCGCCCGCGAAAACAUGCCCGCAAUCUUGUUUCCAACGCUGGGAUUGGGACGGGAUGGGGCAGGAAUGCGAGCGCAAGCGGGGUAGUCUAGACGAUGGUUACCGGUGGGUACUUGAUGAUACGUACGUCUUUUUAUCUCUCCUAACGCCCCAACUACUGCUAGAUUUCAUCUCGGCCAAAACAUCGCGAAUCCCGC